CUCUCUCUCUCUCUCUAACUCUUAAAACCCCAUAACCAAAGCAAACAAGAAGAGAAACAGAGUAUAGAUUUUGCAGAGAAUUCUCUCCGUUAAGUUAAUUCGUUUUAUUUUUGCUUCUUCUGUUUCCUUCUCUGAAUCAUCUAGAAUGGCGGGAAGUGGAGUGUUUGCAGAGAUUUUAGACAGCGAUGUCUUCAAGUACUACUCUGAUGGAGAGUGGAAGACAUCAUCUUCCGGGAAGUCUGUUUCGAUCAUCAACCCUACCACAAGAAAGACUCAGUACAAGGUUCAAGCUUGUACGCAAGAAGAGGUAAACAAGGUUAUGGAAUCAGCGAAAAGCGCCCAAAAGGCAUGGGCGAAGACACCGUUGUGGAAGAGAGCAGAGCUGCUUCACAAGGCGGCCGCGAUCCUGAAAGAACACAAAGCCCCAAUUGCAGAGUGCCUCGUUAAAGAGAUCGCAAAGCCUGCUAAGGACGCUGUCACUGAGGUCGUGAGGUCCGGAGAUCUAGUGUCAUACUGCGCAGAAGAAGGGGUGAGAAUUCUGGGAGAAGGGAAGUUUCUAGUCUCCGAUAGCUUCCCUGGGAACGAGAGGACCAAAUACUGUCUUUCCUCCAAGAUUCCACUUGGGAUCGUUUUAGCAAUCCCACCUUUCAAUUAUCCUGUCAACCUAGCUGUCUCAAAAAUUGGUCCUGCACUAAUCGCUGGAAACUCCCUUGUGCUUAAGCCUCCGACUCAGGGAGCUGUUGCUGCUCUCCACAUGGUACAUUGCUUUCACUUGGCUGGUUUUCCUAAAGGCCUUAUUAGUUGUGUCACCGGAAAAGGCUCUGAGAUUGGGGAUUUCCUCACAAUGCAUCCUGGGGUUAACUGUAUAAGCUUCACUGGUGGAGACACUGGAAUCGCAAUAUCAAAAAAGGCGGGCAUGAUCCCUCUUCAAAUGGAGCUGGGAGGAAAAGAUGCCUGCAUUGUGCUUGAAGAUGCUGAUUUGGAUUUAGUGGCAGCAAACAUCAUAAAAGGAGGAUUCUCUUACAGUGGUCAAAGAUGCACAGCUGUGAAGGUCAUCUUGGCAAUGGAGUCCAUAGCUGAUGCUCUUGUUGAGAAAGUCAAGGCCAAAGUUGCAAAAUUGACUGUUGGACCACCAGAAGAUGAUUGUGACAUCACCCCAGUAGUGUCAGAAUCAUCAGCAAACUUCAUUGAGGGGUUGGUAAUAGAUGCCAAGAAGAAGGGAGCAACAUUUUGCCAGGAGUACAAGAGGGAAGGAAAUCUUAUCUGGCCCUUGUUGUUGGAUAAUGUUCGACCUGAUAUGAGGAUUGCAUGGGAGGAGCCAUUUGGGCCUGUAUUGCCGGUUAUCAGGAUCAACUCUAUUGAAGAAGGAAUUCACCAUUGCAAUGCCAGCAAUUUUGGCCUCCAGGGCUGUGUCUUCACAAGAGAUAUCAACAAAGCGAUUUUGAUUAGCGAUGCAAUGGAGACAGGAACGGUUCAAAUCAAUUCGGCACCAGCUCGUGGACCAGACCACUUUCCUUUUCAGGGUCUUAGAGACAGUGGAAUUGGUUCUCAAGGAAUCACCAACAGUAUUAACAUGAUGACCAAGAUCAAGAGCACCGUAAUCAACUUACCCACUCCUUCGUACACCAUGGGUUAAUAUGCCUAUUAGGAAAUUAUCAAUUCUAUUGUAGUUAAACUAGUAAAAUCAGUAGAGGACCAUCGCCUCAUUUAUUCUAGUUUACUUGGUUCUCCUUGGGCUACAAACAAUGACGGAAUGCUUUAAACAUGGAUAUUAUGUAAUAUAUACAUGUAAAAUGUCCUCCCAACCUUCUCCUCCAGUAUCGAUCCUUUAUUUUUGGCGGUAUUGUGUAGCCUAAGAUGUUUGUUCUACAGUAU
This is a messenger RNA of Telopea speciosissima, 1875 nucleotides long. RefSeq names its product NADP-dependent glyceraldehyde-3-phosphate dehydrogenase. Gene Ontology annotation, molecular function: lactaldehyde dehydrogenase (NAD+) activity. Lineage: Eukaryota; Viridiplantae; Streptophyta; Magnoliopsida; Proteales; Proteaceae. The transcript is spliced from 9 exons. The record is from RefSeq and is a predicted model, not a curated record. The coding region runs from base 146 to 1636 and encodes 496 amino acids.